CAGACUCAAUCGACACCCAAUCCAUCAUCGCUGAUGUUCUAUCCUGGGAAGCCGGUUAUGGAAGUUGGAAGUGCUGAUUUCCCCAAUGCUCGUACAGCUAUGAAUUCUCCAUUGGCAAAAGCCCUCUAUGGCAUUGAUGUGAGGUAGCGACAAGAGAUGAUCCCGCUCAUUGCGGUCACCAAGCUAGGGGAUGUUCAUUUCGAGAUCCAACUUGAUAGUUUCGGCCAAGCAACUAUGAAGAGGUCCACUUGUUGAUCAAUUCGGAUUGUCAUAUCACACGCCUUAAAGUUCUAACAAAUUCUUAAACUUUUGUCGGUAGUCCUUUGCUAUUUUAGUUUGUUUAAGAUUGACUAAUUCACCAAGAGAAUUUGUCUAUAGUGGUGGCCUGAAUCAUAGAUUGCAGUAUUCCUUAAAUGUAUUAAUAUUCAUUCUUAGUUCCUCUUAGUCCAACUGGUAAAACAUAAUUGUGCCUCUCUCAACAAAUGAAAAUGUUGCCAUCCUUAACUUAUUCUCCUCUCAUGUUCUUUGAUUGCAGAAAAGUUGUUCACAUCACUGAAGCCAGCUUAAUGGAUCCUUGGAAAAUACAAUUUAGUUUGAUAAGGUAUCAUCCGAGGAGCUACUGGAUGUGUUCCAUUCCUCUCUUGCAUCCCAACACCAAGAUUUUGAUUGUUGCUGCUGGUUCUUGUUCCCCCAUCUAGACUUUUUUUAAAGUUCUAUUGGCACUUAUUAAGAAUUCUUAUACCUGGUUAGAUAAAUUUUAUAAUUGAAUUCGACCCGCAAUUUCGACUACAUUGUUUUGGCCUCCAUAUGCAACUCUGCUUGCACCACUCUUGCCUCAUUCUGUUCUUGUUCCUCUUUGGAGAAGAAUCUCCAAUUCUUUGUUUGAGUUUGUCGAAUCUCUCAUAAUGUUUGGCUCUGAUACCAAUUUGUGAAGCUCAUGUGUUAAGGAUCAUGUCACUAUCUCUAGUGAAUAAAUGAAAGGAGCUUGAAGGAGGGAGCUCGUAACACCACAUGACUCAGUUUGGGGAGAGUCAAAACUCAAGAAUUGUAGAGUAUUCUGCUUGCUUUAUGUUAGUGUGUGAACAUAAUCCGUACAUAAUUAUAGGCUAAUUGAUUGAUAGAGGAUUAUUAGGAGUUGUCUGAAUAAUGCCUUGUAAUCUGUAUAUAUGCCCCACUUCAAUGGAGAAAUAUACCGAAAUUGCCCAAUUAUUCCUUAUCUUAUUACAUGGUAUUAGAGCCAUUCUCGUAGAAAUUUAAUUUUUUCUCUCCCGUCAAGUUUUAAAUUUUUGGAGACUUAGGGCUCCUGUGCUUUUGUGUUACCCAUCUAGGAUAAUAUUUGUCUCUCAUCGUCCACCUAGGGAGGACGCCGAAGUCGCCUUGUAGCUCUCUUGUCAGAUCUGUGGUUCGUUUGCCGUUUGGGUGUUGGGUGGAGUUGUUUUUUGAUACUGUUCACUGGGUUAUGUUUUGUUAUCCUCCUUUAAUUCGUUUGAAGGUAUAGGAGUAUAGGGUUUUGGUUGAAAUGGUUUCUGACAGUAAGACCCAUGUUAUUAAAAUUAUCUAAACCCCUUCGGUAGCGGCUGAGACAUGUAAAACAUUUCUUAUUUCCUCUUCAUAUAAAUGGGUCAUUGAUUGUGGUGCGACUGAUCACAUGAUAGGUAAUCCUCAUAUUUUUACUAGCUUUCGAUCUCAUAAAGCACCUUCUCCUGUUAUUAUAGCUGAUGGGUCAACCUAUAAUGUUGAGGGUUCUGGGACUGUUAAACCUACUCUUUCUAUUAUCCUAUCAUCUGUGCUAAGUUUACCUAAUCUUACCUUUAAUUUAAUCUCUGUGAGUAAACUUAUCAGACUUAAAUUGUUGUGUUUCCUUUUUUCCUGAUCAUUGUCUCGUUCAGGAUCUUGUGACGAAGCAGAUUAUUGGUAAAGGACAUGUAUUUGGGGUCUUUACAUUUUGGAUGCAUGGGUGCCUCAGUCUGUUGCUUGCUCUAGUGUCGUGUCUCCGUUUGAAGCACAUUGUCGGAUAGGACACCCUUCUUUACCGGUUUUGAAGAAGUUAUGCCCUCAAUUUCGUAAGGUAUCUUUAUUGGAAUGUGAGUCAUGUGAUUUUGCAAAAUAUCAUUGAAGCUCUUUAAGUCCUAGAGUCAAUAAACGAGCUGAGUCUGCUUUGAAUUAGUUCAUUAAGAUGUUUGGGGCUCAUGCCCGGUUGGAUCUAAGACUGGAUUCAGAUAUUUUAUCACUUUUGUGGAUUAUUACUCUAGAAUGACUUGGAUUUAUUUUAUGAAGCAGCGUUCAGAAGUGUUUUCUUAUUUUUCUGUCUUCUGUGCUGAAAUCAAGACUCAAUUUAAUGUUUCUGUGCAAAUUUUGCGGAGCGACAAUGCUAAUAUUCUUCACCAAUCAUCAUGUGUUGAUACACCCGCUCAAAAUAGGGUAGCUGAAAGGAAGAAUUGACAUCUUCUUGAGACUGCUAGAGCUUUGUUGUUUCAAGUGCAAGUUCCUAAGCAAUUUUGGACCGUUGCUGUCUCUACUGCAUGUUUUCUCAUUAAUCGCAUGCCCUCUGCAUUACUAAACAGUAAUACUCCUUAUAAUGUCCUCUUUCCUAAGAAGCUAUUAUUUUCUUUCGAAUCACGACUGUUUGGCAGUACUUGCUAUGUUCGGGAUGUCAAACCUCAUGUGACUAAACUUGAUCCUAAAACUUUGAAGUGUGUUUUUUUGGGAUAUUCUCGCCUUCAGAAGGGGGUAUCGAUGUUACUUUUCAGACCUCAACAAAUAUCUGGUCUCAACAGAUGUAGUCUUUUCCGAGCAAGUUCCUUUUUAUCCUGUUGCAGAAACUUCUCCAGAUCAAUAGGAGGAUGCCUCCUAUUAAACCGUCAGUUAUUCAAGUUUACUCUCGGAGACCAGUACCUGAUGAUACAUGUCCUGCACCAGAAUCUUCUUCGCCAUCAAAUCCACCAUCGAGUGACCUUGACCUCCCCAGUAGUCUUCGUAAAGGUAAUGACAGUGUAAAUCUAUCUAUUUUAUUGCUAACUUUCUGUCUUAUGAUCACCUAUCUUAUUCUUCUACCUCCUUAAUUGUCUCUCUAGAUUUCAUUUCUUUGCUUUAGACAGUUAAAGAGGCUCUGAUUCAUUCUGGAUGGCGUGAUGCAAUGUUUGAGGAGAUCAAGGCUCUAGAUGAAAAUCAUACUUGGGAAUUAGUUGAUUUACCCUCUGGCAAGAAGGCUAUGGGCUGUAAAUGAGUUUUUGCCAUCAAAGUCAAUCCAGAUGGCUUCAUAGCAAGGCUUAAGGCCUGUCUUGUCGCCAAAGGUUAUGCCCAAACCUACGGCGUUGACUAUUCUGACACUUUUUCUCCUGUAGCAAAAAUGACCUCAGUUCGCCUAUUCAUCUCCCUACCUGCUUCUCAGCAUUGGCCUUUACACCAAUUAGAUAUCAAGAGUGCACUUUUACAUGGUGACCUCCAAGAGGAGGUGUAUAUGGAGCAACCACCAGGGUUUGUUGCUCAGGGGGAGUAUGGGAAAGUCUGCCAUUUGAAGAAAUUUUUGUAUAGUUUGAGGCAGAGUCCUUGUGCAUGGUUUGACAAGUUCAGUGAAGUUCAAAAAUUUGGGUUGAGAAAAGGUCAGUGUGACCAUUUAGUCUUUUAUAGAAAUUCAGAUAUUAGUAUUAUUCUCCUUGUUGUAUAUGUUGAUGAUAUUGUCAUUACAGGGAAUGAUAGUACAGGGAUCUCUUCUCUCAAAAACUACUUGCAUGCGAGUUUUCAUACCAAAGACUUGGGUCAGCUUAAGUAUUUCUUAGGAGUCGAAAUCUUGAGGAGUAAAAGGGGAAUUCUCCUAUCUCAUAGGAAUUAUGUCCUUGAUUUACUUGCAGAAACUGGGAAGAUAGGAGCUAAACCAUGUAGCACAUCAAUGAUUCCUAAUAUAUGUCUUACAAAAGAUGACGGAGACCCUUAUGAUAAUCUAGAGAGGUACAGGAGUUUAGUUGGAAAGCUGAACUACCUUAUGGUGAUGACUCGGUUAGAUAUUGCUUUUGCAGUAAGUGUUGUAAGACAGUUCAUACCUGCACUUACGGUGAAACAUUGGGCCGCUCUAGAACAAAUUCUAUGUUAUCGAAAAGGGACUCCUAGACUUGGUAUACUCUACAAAGAUUAUGGACAUGCUGCACUUGAGUGUUUUUCUGAUGUUGACUGGGUGGAAUUCAAAAGUGAUAGAAGGUCGAUUACAGGCUACUGUGUAUUUAUUGGAGGAAAUCUAGUGUCUUGGAAAAGUAAGAAGCAAAAUGUGGUAUCCAGAUCUAGUGCCGAGUCAAAAUACAGGGCCAUAGCUCAAUCCACUUGUGAGAUUCUGUGGAUAAAUUAUCUGCUGAAGGAAGUUGGUAUGAUGUUGCAUCACCCGCGAAACUUUGGUGUGAUAAUCAGGCUGCUCUUCACAUUGCUUUCAAUUCAGUAUACCAUGAACGGACUAAGCAUAUUGAAGUAAGAUUCAAAAAAAUUUAAUCUCUACCAGUUAUAUGAAGACAGGAGAGCAACUGGGUGAUCUACUCACCAAAGCUUUAAAUGGGCUUUCUAAUAAGUUGGGUAUGAUAAAUAUCUAUGAUUCAAUUUGAGGGGGAGUGUUAGAGUGUGAACAUAAUCGGUAUAUAAUUAUAGGUGAUUACAUAAUCAUAGGCUAAUUGAUUGAUAGAGGAUUAUUAGGAGUUGCCUUAACAAGGUCUUGUAAUUUGUAUAUAUACCCACUUACUUCAAUGGAGAAAUAUACCGAAAUUGCCCAGUUAUUCCUUAUCUUAUUACACUUUAUUAAUAGAGAGAUUAAAUUUGUAAAGUGAAAGAAUUCUAAACUUGUGGAAGUUGCUAUACUUACAAGCAUAAAGAUAAUACUAAUAAAAUGCUUAGUAAUAAUAAAAGAAAGUGCUGCCACAUCAUCUUGUCACGUAUUAUAGAAAUAAGUAUAGGCUAAAUAAGAGAGAGAAUAGAAGUGUCUAGAGCGUAUUGUUGUUAUAACUAACUACUAUACAACUAUUUCUAUUUUGACAGCUGUUACAAUAGUAUAAAUAGCAGCUAUACUUACAUGUAAAGGCAUUGAGAAUUACCAAUACCAUUACAGCCUGCUUCUCUCUCAUUUCUCCUCUAUUCUCUUCCCAAACAUUCUUCUAAUUCUAUCCUAAUCCCCGUAAUUUUCUGUUAGAUGUUAACCUAACAGAUCUGACAGUUACAAAAAUUUAGUAGAAUUGAGAGGGAAUUUGAGAGAAGAAGAGAGAGAGAAAUAGAAGAAUUAGAGAGAGAGAGAUAGAAAGAGAAAUAUUGGCUUUAUUGAUUAUGUAUGCCCUGUAUAGGCCUUAUUCAUCUGUUUAUAGACAAGAGAAUUAGAAUAAUUGUUUCCACCAACUUAGCCUAUUGCUUAUUCCUAUAUCUAGUCCUCUUAUAUGUAAUAAUACCCCCUCCUUGAGUACAUUCUUGUCCCAAGGAAUGUGCAAAGUCUGGAAAUUGUGCGAUCAUGAAGGAUCGGUCCUCUCAGGUAGCUUCUUCCGGAGAAAGGUGCUGCCAUCUGAGAUAAAAUUUUUACCAGCUUGUUUUGGCAGGAAUUAUUUAAAUGCUUGGGAGUUAAAUUAGCCUUCAGUUCAGCCUAUCAUUCUCAAUCUGACGGCCAAAUUGGGAGAGUCAAUCUAUGUUUAGAGAAUUAUCUCAGAUGCAUUGUACAUACUUGGGUUCAUCGGCUUCCUAUGGCAGAGUGGGGGUACAACUCUUCGCCAACAGUGCCUUCAAAAUGUCUCCCUUUCAAGCACUCUAUGGGUGCCCUCCUCCAAGUUUUCCUAUUCAGUUGCUUAAUAACAUAGCUGUUGAGGCAGAAAAUCAAUUUUUGCAAGACAGGCAGCAGCAAUCUUAACUUCUUAGGGAGAACUUAUAAAAGGCUCAAAACAGUGUGAAGCAACAAGCUGACAAAAAGAGGACAGAAAGGGAAUUUUCUGUGGGUGACUUGGUGUAUUUGAAGCUGCAGUCAUCCUUGGCUCUGACACACUCUCUUGAACAGUCUGCUAAAUGCUAUGGGCCCUAUAAGAUCACUACAAGGAUUGGGAAGGUAGCAUAUAAAUUGGAACUACCUACUGGUUCUUCUAUUCUCCUUGUUUUUUAUGUGUCUAUGCUCAAAGAGAAGGUGAGAGAUAAGGUGAGUGUCACUGCAGAAUUGUCAAAGCUGCAGGACAAUCUAGUAAUUGUAGCCCCUGAAUUAGUCUUGUGAACCAGAAUCAUCCUCAGGGGAAGAGAAUAGGUGGAACAGGGCCUCACGGUACAGUUUACCUAUAGAAGAUACUACUUGGGAAGAUAGGGCAUUCAUUACUGCUCAGUUUCCUCAUAACACCCUUUCUUGGGGUCAAGAAAGCUCAAAAGCAGGGGGUAUUGUCACAUAUUAUAGAAAGAAAUGUAGGCUGAAUAAGAGAAAGAAUAGAAGUGUCUAGAGUGUAUUGUUGUUAUAACUAACUACUAAUACAGCUGUUUCUGUUUUGACAGCUGGUAGAAUAGUAUAAAUAGCAGCUAUACUCGCAUGUAAAGGCAUUGAGAAUUACCAACCAAUUACAGCCCGCUUUUCUCUUAUUUCUCUUCUCUAUUCUCUUCCCUAACAUUCUUCUUCUUCUUCUCUAAUUCUAUCCUAAUCCCCGUAAUUUCUCUUUCUGCUAUAUUGUUGGAUCCUGCUUUAACACAUCCUUCCUUAUUCUGAAUUGAAUGUUGCUGCUGGUACCUCUUCCCCACAAAUCCGUCCACAACUCUUAUGCUAAUAUUUUUCAUCCUUGAGUUAAUUUUUGGUUUAAUGUUGAUUUAAGCUACUUUGUUAAUCUUUUAAAUUUUCACAGGCAGCCAAUUUGGUCUGAUCCUGCUGCGUUGUGACUGAUUCUGUUAGUUAAAAUUCUGUGCUUAACCUUCUUUUCUCUUCUAUAG
Manihot esculenta (cassava) is the source of this 6909-nucleotide messenger RNA. RefSeq names its product nifU-like protein 4, mitochondrial. Gene Ontology annotation, molecular function: iron ion binding; iron-sulfur cluster binding. Gene Ontology annotation, cellular component: mitochondrion. Lineage: Eukaryota; Viridiplantae; Streptophyta; Magnoliopsida; Malpighiales; Euphorbiaceae. The record is from RefSeq and is a predicted model, not a curated record. The transcript is spliced from 3 exons. Bases 3350 to 4459 code for a protein of 369 amino acids. Gene Ontology annotation, biological process: iron-sulfur cluster assembly.